Leucoraja erinaceus (little skate) is the source of this 2850-nucleotide messenger RNA. RefSeq names its product fat storage inducing transmembrane protein 2 (gene fitm2). The coding region runs from base 49 to 816 and encodes 255 amino acids. Gene Ontology annotation, biological process: phospholipid biosynthetic process; lipid storage; lipid droplet organization. Gene Ontology annotation, cellular component: endoplasmic reticulum membrane. The record is from RefSeq and is a predicted model, not a curated record. The transcript has 2 exons. NCBI's taxonomy places the organism in Eukaryota, Metazoa, Chordata, Chondrichthyes, Rajiformes, Rajidae.
GCGGCCCAUUGGGCCGAGAGAGAGGGAGAGGGCGGGCGGACGGCGAGGAUGGCGCUGGACGGUGCCGUGCACGCCAUGGUCGCCCUACAGCGGGCCUGGCCGCGGCGACACCUGGCCCUGCUGCUCGCCGCCAUCACGCUGGGCGGCUCCGUGCUCAAGGACGCGCUGCCCCUGGCUGAGUCCUACUUCUCCAACCGGCGCAACGCGCUCAACGUGUAUUUUGUCAAAUUUUCGUGGGGUUGGACGGUGGGUCUGCUCCUUCCUUUUAUUUUCACCUCCAACUACUUUGUCCAGAGAGAUGUUCUGUUUGCAGUACGACGCAUUGCUUCAUGUGCUGUGGGCACCGUUGUUUGGUUUCUCAGCACACGAAUCUUUCACAUCGUUGAAAAUUUCACCGGCGAAUGCUUCGAAUCCCUAAAUAUGACUGUUCUCAACGAAUUUGAAAAUAAGCAGGCUUGCCGCAAGCAAGGGCAUUUAUGGGUCGGUUUCGACAUCUCUGGGCACUCCUUCUUGCUGUCGUACUGCGUACUCAUGAUAAUGGAGGAAACGGCGGUCAUGGACGAGCUUCACAAAGUGGAACAAAAGCCAGGAAAGGCUACCACUGUCAUCAUUAAGACACUGUUUGUUGCCUUAAACACCUUGACCCUGUUGUGGAUUUGGAUGUUCUUCUGUACUGCAAUAUAUUUUCACGAUCUACCUCAAAAGAUCAUUGGAACUAUUUUCGGAAUUUCCGCCUGGUAUUUAACGUACCAGUUUUGGUACAAGAAAUCUUUUCCCCCUGGACUGCCACCGGAACUUGGGAACAAAAAUGAGUAAAAAAAUCAGAGAUAAUCAAGGACAAAGAACAAAAGUCACACUGACUGCAGACACUUAGGACAAGCUCCAAGCACUAGAAAUAUAUCAAAUAUCUUGGUCAUACAAUUGUAAUACAAUGUAUUUAUGCAGGCAGUAUUCUCCAGACAUAUACCUGGAUCAAUUAAUGAACUAGAUGAGCGUAGAGGCAAGCACAAAUACUGAAAGUCAGUGGAUAAAGUGUAAUAAAAUUUAGCUUCCACACAAUACGUGGGUCUAAAAAUUGUACGUGCUUGGGAUACUUGAAUUUUCUGUUUAUUUAAUUAUCUCUUCGCAAUAUGUAUGUGCCUUGCCAUGGCGGUUUGAAUUUCAUUAUUUAUAGAAAAUAGAAUGACUUAAAACUAAAAUCCAUAUAAAUUUGACAGCUGACUCCAGUAAUUUAAACAGCAACAUUUAAGCAUUGUACUGACAGUUCACAGUUUAUCUGCAUAUGUUUAUCCAACGCUAGAGUUAGAAGAAGUCUGCAUCCUCUUACCCGAUGGACAAGGCUGGCUUGUAUCAUGCUCCUUAAUUAGGUUGUUAGCAUUACACACCCAAAAUCAUAUCUUUCACAAUUGACCAGUGCGUAGGUUGCUAAACUUUCAAUAAAAGUACAGUGCUCUUCUUUAGUUGGCUUCAACUUUUAAAACUUUUAUUAAGCGAAUUGUCAAGUCCAAUACGUUUAUUAAAAGUUCAGUGACAUAUGUGCUGACUGGUUUAAAAUGUACAUGUUUUCAGUACUUCCCAUGUAUUAAAUACAGAAUAGUUUAAAACAUAACAAUGUGUCACUUACGACUUAUCUUUAGUGCCACAGAAAGAAGCCAUCAAGUCCUUUCCAGGCCCCAGGGGAGGAUUCCCAUUGGUCUUGUGCCAUUACAACAAAUUUAUCAUAUACAUUAAGAGCUAAUUAAUAGUAUCUAAUUAACUGCCAGUACGUCAUUGGGACUUGGGAGGAAACCAAUGUAGUAUACAGAUAUAGUAUGUGGUAUAGAGAGACCCUGACCCGAACCGUCACCUAUCCAUAUCUCCCAGAAAUGCUGCCUGACCCACCAGCACUUUGUGUUUUUUAUCAAGAUUCCAGCAUCUGCAGUUCCCUGUGUCUGGAAAUAUUCAGACAUAAUCUUCAAAUUAAGUGCCGUGAUUUUUGUAAAAGUUUGUAAGUACAGAUUUAAACAAUGGAAUAUUGGGGGUGGGGGAUUAUCCUGUGCUCCCUCCCUUCCACGCAGUUCUGACACUGAUUGGUACAUCCUCACUGAAGUUAAGGCCUUCUGCUUUCAUGCACGUGUACCCAGGAGUCCUGAACUUCUCGAUAAUCCACUGGGGAAAUGCCGUUAGUUCCAUGUGAAACUGCUGUCAUUUCCAAGGAUAUUCUUGGCGCAAGUGUGAUGCUGAAAGCAAAUUUACGUGGGUAGCUUCUGCACACUCUACUGUGCCUGCGUUCCUUUUUGAAAGAGAUAGUACAUGUGGAUUUCUUGACAGCAUUGGACAGUGAUGGAAAACAAUGUGGAAUCUUGCAUUGGAAUAAUGUUAUAAAGUCAAAAUGCUGAGUUUAAAUGUAAUUUUUCGCUUUGUAUUAACUACACUCAAAUUAUACAAACGGCUUGCUUUUGUACUAAAAUUGUGUUUAUUUAUUUCAGAGUUUAAUUAUGCUUUAAACAUUUUUGAGAAGUAGACUCGUACUGCGAUCAAGAGUUGUGUGGAUGGUGCUAUAAUAUUUCAUUUGUACAUUAAACCCUUCUUAAACAUUGAAGUUUUAAUGCGAUGGAUUGUGGAUAAUAGUUUGAGAAUUUAACAUUGUUUUUUUUAAUAUUUAAAAUCUUAACAGGUUUAAUGCAAAAAAAAACUAACAUAACGUCCUGUCCUGUUUAGAACCACUUGUAAAAUCUGGAGACUGUCUUUUACCUACCUGCUUUGCAGUGUGAAACACAUGACACAAACAACAUUUAAUUGUAACCAUUUUGCAUGAUCAAAUACAGUGCCAAUAAUUUUUGAACAAAUAUUAAAAGCUAUUGUUCUGUA